Messenger RNA from Momordica charantia (bitter melon), 2912 nucleotides. Its product is annotated as DEA(D/H)-box RNA helicase family protein. The record is from RefSeq and is a predicted model, not a curated record. NCBI's taxonomy places the organism in Eukaryota, Viridiplantae, Streptophyta, Magnoliopsida, Cucurbitales, Cucurbitaceae. Gene Ontology annotation, molecular function: nucleic acid binding; ATP binding; RNA helicase activity.
UUCUUCCUCAAGCAUCCUCUCGUUAAACCCUAAACCCCCACAGUCCUUCCCUCUAAAUUCUGUUUCCCGCCGGAGUUAUGACCUCGUCGGUUCUUCUACAGCGUCACCAGACCUUUUCGAGCCUUCUAUGUAAGCUCAUUUUCUCACGGUCCAUGGGCGGCGGUCCUCGGACCUUCCCUGGAGGCCUCAACAAGUGGCAAUGGAAGCGGAUGCACGAGAAAAGAGCGAAAGAGAAGGAGAAAAGGCUUCUUGAUCAGGAGAAGCAGCUUUACCAGGCUCGAGUUCGUUCCGAAAUACGCUGCAAGCUUGCUGGUGUGCCUGAUACUUCAUCGAAUUCGGAUCCUUCUACCAGUUAUUCCCCUAUGAGCCCCAGCGAGCACAUUAAAGCCCUAGCUAACAGGUUCAUGAAGGAGGGAGCGAUKGAUUUGUGGAAUGAAGAUGAUGGUCCGUUGAAGACUCCACUACCGAGGCCCCAUUUGCGCGGAGGACCAGGUCGGAUUGGAUCGAUUAGAUCGCCUGUUGACGUCAAAAAGCUGUUAACGGAGAAAGAUGAUGUAUUGGGAGGCCCCCGAAAUAUGGGUUUUGGAAAGGUAAAUGGUGAUAAUUUGAAGAGUAGGAGCUACUCGGUGCAAAUUCGAAGGAGCUUCCGCAGAAAUGAGAGUUCAUCAAGUGACGAUGACGUAAAUUAUAACUCAGGUGUCGAUUCGAUAAAACCUUUCGCGCAUAAGUUAGCCCCUAGCCCUGAUAAAAAUGUGAAAUCAAGAGAUCUUAACAAUCUUAGAAAUGACAGGAAGGCCGUAGCACAGAGGAAGAUAAAAUUUUGGAGAAAUGGGGGUUCAACAAGCGACGAUGAUUCAGAAGAAGAAUUGGGUAAUGUGGAUAAGGAAUCGAGAAGUUGGAAAGAUUUGAGAACUGGGAGUAGUGCUUCCUUGGGGAAAUGCGAUAUGAAAAUGAAGAGGAGGGUGCCUCCAAAAGCAUAUGAUGAAGAAAGUGAUUUUGCCGAGCAAGUUGAGUUGCUUAGACAUGAACUCAGAAAGAAGAAUGCAGCUGAAGACCACGGUGAGAAGAGCGAGGAGAUAAUUUUUACUCAGAAAAGAUUUGAUGGGUGUGGCAUAUCUCCACUGACAGUCAAAGCGCUUUCCUCUGCUGGAUAUGUUCAAAUGACUCGAGUACAGGAGGCUACUCUAUCUCAUUGCCUUGAAGGUAAGGACACGUUGGUCAAGUCGAAAACUGGCAGUGGAAAGAGUGUUGCUUUUCUGCUUCCUGCCAUUGAAGCAGUUUUGAAGGCUGCAUGUAGCAGCAGUAGUCAAAGGGUGCCUCCAAUUUUCGUUUUGAUUCUCUGCCCCACCAGGGAACUUGCUAGUCAAAUUGCUGCAGAAGCAACUGUCAUGCUAAAGUACCAUGAUGGCAUAGGAGUGCAAACUUUAGUUGGUGGCACUCGAUUUAAAGAUGAUCAGAAACGACUAGAAUCAGAUCCCAGCCAGAUUAUUGUUGCUACUCCUGGUAGAUUGCUGGACCAUGUUGAGAAUAAGUCUGGCUUGUCUGUGCGACUGAUGGGAUUGAAAAUGCUUAUACUUGAUGAAGCUGACCUCUUAUUGGACUUGGGAUUUCGAAAGGACAUUGAGAAAAUUGUUGACUGUUUGCCCCGCCAAAGGCAGUCAUUGUUGUUUUCUGCAACUAUUCCAAGGGAGGUUCGUCGAAUAUCGCAGCUAGUUUUGAAAAGGGAACAUGUUUUUGUGGACACCGUGGGCCUUGGUUGUGUGGAAACUCCUACUCAGGUCAGGCAGUCAUGUCUUAUUGCACCACACGAAUCUCAUUUUCAAAUUGUAUGCCAUCUCUUGAAGAAACAUAUCUUGUGCACUCCCGAUUACAAGGUUAUAGUUUUCUGUACAACAGGGAUGGUAACAUCACUCUUCCACGUUCUUUUCCGGGAAAUGAAAAUGAAUGUCAGAGAGAUGCACUCCAGGAAGCCUCAACUUUAUCGAACACGUAUCUCAGAUGAAUUCAAACAGUCAAGACAGCUCAUUCUUGUUACAUCUGAUGUUUCAGCUCGUGGUAUGAAUUACCCUGAUGUUACCUUGGUCAUACAGGUGGGCAUACCAUCUGACAGGGAGCAAUAUAUCCAUCGUCUCGGAAGAACAGGACGUGAAGGCAAGGAAGGUCAAGGUAUCUUGUUGAUUGCACCAUGGGAGCAAUAUUUCCUGGAUGAGUUAAAAGAUCUGCCUCUUGAAAGAUGCCCUCUGCCCCAGUUGGAUUCAGACUUAAAGCUAAAGGUAGAGGAAUCAAUGGCAAAGAUUGAUACCUCCAUCAAAGAAGGUGCAUAUCACGCAUGGCUAGGUUAUUACAAUUCAAUCAGGGAAAUUGGCAGGGAUAAGACUACUCUUGUAGAGCUUGGCAAGCAAUUUUCAGAGUCGAUCGGUCUGCAAAAGCCACCUGCUUUGUUUAGGAAGACAGCCCUAAAGAUGGGUUUGAAAGAUAUACCUGGAAUAAGAAUUCGGAAGUAGCUGCCAAUAGAAACAUUGAUCCAUAUCGUGUUUAUAUAUCACAAUUAGUAGGGGAAUGAGAACUUUUUGACACCCAAGAUUAAGGCUCGCCCGUAAAUGUGCAGGUUUGUUCAUCUAAAUUAUCAUCGUGGUUGAAGCAUUUUUAGCCUUGCUUUUAUGUUUAUUAGUUCAUUUUUGCCAUUUAAUUUAAAAAGCUACUGAAGUAGUUUUUGUUAUUGUGUUUCUUCUCUGAAGUUAGUUUGAGUAGCUGCUCCAAUGUGAAUUACUAUAAUCGAAUGCUGUUGCUACCUUGUGUAUAUUGUUUUACUCUCAGUUUGGUAAUGUUCCGUUUUCUUUUUAAAAUUUUGACACAAUUGUAGAAAUGUUCCUUAAAAAUGGAAACCUGAAACAUGAAGGUUCAUUUUGCCA